AUGGCAAAGCAAACAACAAAAGAGAGAUUACUAGUUAAAUCAAGCAUGAGAUUAGUAGCAAAGCCAAGGAAUACGUCAAUAACGACCAACAUCUUAGGAUUCUUUUCAAUGCUGAUCAUGGGUCUUUUGAUUAACAUGACGUUUGCUAUAUUUCUUGUGCUUAAUCCUAAAAGAAUUUGCAACGGAAUACUUAGUAUGCUACUAACACUCAUACUUUUUGUUACUCUAAGACCGCUGCAGUUUCUAAAAAACUCAAUGCCAUCAGGAUCAACUGUAGCUACGUAUCUUAUGUUUAAAGUGUCGACAAAUAUGGCUUCUGUACUAAGAAUAAUACUAGACAAUGUAAUACCUGUACUACUUCUAUUUACGAGCACCUUUAUGUGCCAUGAUUAUUUGAGUGCAUGCACAUCUUUAAUUAUUCAAGGAAUGAUCCCACAGUCGGUAAUUGACUUUAUAGCAGAAUAUCUUGACAUAUAUGUACUGGAGAAAAUAUUUGUAUCUAUUGGCAUCGGCUUAGUAUGUACGAGACAGAGAUUGAGAGAUCAUCAAGAUAUAGUAGUCGUUGUUUCGGGAAUAUUGUUCAUACUCACAUUUGUUAUAGUACAAAUGUUUCACUCAAAGAGCUACACCAGGAUAAUAGAGAACAUGCCCAUGGCUGAAUCAAUGUCGACAUCUCUUUUUUCAGUAUAUGCAAUAUUAGGUACAUGCAGUGUGCUGUACUAUGCCUCCAUCAAACUUGUGGAUUACGACCCUGCUGGACAGUUUUUUAAAUACUUAAGAGACAAGAUAUCCUCAUUAGCACCAGUAGUUGAUCAUAUCUAUCCACGGCCGGUUGCUGCUGGUGUGCAGCAGCCAGUAGCAAAUCCACCGGUAGCGAAUCAACCAGUAGUAAAUCCACCAGCACCCCUUGUACUUCCUUCUGCUAGAAUAAGACUGAUAAUAAGAUGUCUUAGGUACCUGAUCUUACUGGUAAAUUAUGGCAUUCCACUAUUUUUAACUGGGAUAGUAUCGUAUUUCAUAUUACUUCCUAAUAUCAUUGAUAUGUUCUUUGUAUUUUCCAUACUUCUGACAAAGAGCAAGUACCCUCACCUUCCAGCCAUAGAAAUCCCAACAGCCGUGGGCACGUUCAACAUUCAGCUAAUUUUUAAGCCGAUAUUACUGAUUAUGAUACAGUCAGUUUCUAUAAAAUUGUACAAUGUCCUCUACAACAAAAAAAUUGAAGAGUAUAACAUAGAAACAAAUAAAAAAAAGAAGUUAAUAGAAGACAAAAGAAAAAAUGCAAAAAAGGACCUCAAUGCUCCAAUAACAAGUCAAGAAAUACAAGAGGUAUCAACGAUAGUAGAUGAAAUUUGGGGAACUUUUGUGCUAGGGUUUAUACACCCAAACUAUGUUAUACCAGUACUGUUAUUAAUCCUAUCAGUCCUUAACUUCAAUAGUGUAUUUCUCAGCAUUAACAUAAUGGUUUUUUCUUUUGGGCUGUGCUGUAUUGUGGCACCUUUGUUAUACCUGGUUGGUAUAUUGCUUCGAUAUUCCCUUAAAGAGAAAAGUUUAAUUAAACAAGCCAUCAUAAUAGCUAUCACUGUAGGCGUGACAGUGGGAAUAUUGUACCAUACAUACUUAUUUUAUCUAUACUACGAACAAUUCUCGAGUGGGCAAACAAUGUAG
Molecule: messenger RNA, 1665 nt
Organism: Vittaforma corneae ATCC 50505
Lineage: Eukaryota; Fungi; Microsporidia; Nosematidae
Exons: 1
Coding region: 1-1665 (554 amino acids)
Source: RefSeq, a predicted model, not a curated record